Molecule: messenger RNA, 1931 nt
Organism: Desarmillaria tabescens
Lineage: Eukaryota; Fungi; Basidiomycota; Agaricomycetes; Agaricales; Physalacriaceae
Exons: 7
Coding region: 1-1731 (576 amino acids)
Source: RefSeq, a predicted model, not a curated record
AUGAGCGCAGAGCCCUCAACGGAUCCGACGUCUGCUCAGUCAUCCCACGUUCCUCUAGAUGCCAACAUCCUCGCUUAUUGGAAACAUCCGAACUCUGUUGUUCUUCCAUACCUUUGUGUGACGGAUGAGGAAGACAUAUUCAGCCUAAUGCGCGGUGUUGUUUAUCAGCGGUCCACUUGGGGAAUUUCUGCACCUGUAAUUGGAAUUAUUCUGUCAAAUAUAGGAUUCGUUGGCCGCGUGGUGCUGGGUUGGCUUGACAAAGAGUGCACCGACCCUGACGUUUUACCGGAAGUUCGAUUUGCGUAUGGAGAUGAGACGCGUACAGACGCGUCGUUGGGAGUGUACGAUCUCACUGAUCCAGUUAGUGCUCUUAAAUUUGGGCAAUUUAUUAUCAGUCUCCGCGCGCAUGUCGAGGGAAUCGUGGCCCAGUGCCAGACACCGGCAUUCAAACGAAUUUCGUGGAGAUCAGAUACUAUCGAUGAUGACAAUUGCGGGUCCGAAGAACAAUGGAAACAAAGGAUCGUUAGUUGGCUUAAAACGGUUGAAAGAUGCUGCGCGGACCACAGAGAACCCCCUAACUGCUGCUCAUCCACCAUGGCUGACCCCGAACGUCGUGUGACACGGGCCUCUUCAAAGUCCAGGUCUGCACCUCGUCCGAGGCGCUCUAUGUCUGCGGACAGUAAACGUGAACGUCACCCAGCGGAGGAUGUCGGUCUCCCACACAGUCGGGAACCUUCCCUCGGAGCUGCCGGUUCGAAGACUCCGUCGGAUAGAGCGUCUGCUCAGCCUGCAGAACGUGAACGGCAAGAAGUAAGUACAGAUGGUGGAUCUUCCAAUAAGGGAAAGACCGGUAAACGAUCAAAGAGCGCAGGUGCGUUGUCCUGCUCAGAACUGGGUGCGAAGCCCUUGUAUGGCAUAUCCCCUGCUGCAAAGUUGUCCUUCUCGAGCUAUGCACACGACCGUAAAAUCAUCAGCUUAACAAAUGUAAAGUUAAAAACGGAUGUUAAGAAGGAAGACAAGGCCCCAGAUACCAAGGAAUCAGGGCCCGACAAAUUGGACAUCAUUACAUCGGAGAUCGAUGAGAUGCUGCAAUUUUAUGAUGAGAUGACCCGAUAUUUGAAGCCACCUAUCGCUGAGCAUGGACUGCCUGCCGUUGACAAACGGGUCGAAGUUGUGCGAGAGCAUUUUCUUGGACAAACAAGCGAAUACUCUAAUGGCAGCAAUACUCCCGAGCUUUCCCAGGAAUUUUGGGAGAUUAUCUCUGGCUGUUUCUCGUCUCUCUUGUGGGCAUCAGUUAGUGGCUACUCAAAAGAGCGGGGAGGUAAGUCUAUCAAUGAGGCUGAAGCCCGCCAUGAGUGGGAUAUUCUGCUCAAUUUUGGAUUUGUGAACACCGGUGAACUAGCCUCUGGAAGAGUAGUUUUGGAAAGAGCGCUAUCGCUGUCUCGUGAUAUUGCCGCAGAUUUAGCAAAAGCAUCCACCCGGCUCAACGGCGAGGUAUUCGAGGAUGUUGCGGACCAAGCGUAUCAGAUCAGUCUACAAGUUCAACAAGCCUUGAAUCGCCGUCCCAGUUCUUCUCGAGCUGCGACCAAUCUUCUCCUUCAGGCAACAGAUGCCGUCGGUGUUGCUCUGAGGAAUAAAGUGGCUGUAUCAGAACUCUUCGAAAAUGCGAGAGCAGCCAAGAACGCCAUUUUAAAGCAUGCUGACGCAGAGGCCGGAGCUAGGUAUUGUUGAUGCGGUUCUGACGAUACCGCUGGAGCAUGGCCAAAAAAAAUCCGGAAUCCCUUGUUCGCAUCACAGAAUCCCGCGAAACCGUUCAAGCUGCUCGGACACUGAAUGCAGAUUACAUUGCCGAGCUAGAUAACAAAUCUAUGUCGGAAAAGCGUCCGUCGAAGUCGAACAAUCACACCAAAAGUCCAGGUCACCCCGAGUUG